GAGGCCCGAGAAACUAGAGUGGGGAAGUGGGCUCGUCUCCAAAAGCAGAGGAGGGCGGCAGUGCAACAGCGACGGUGAGAGCUGCGCUUAAAUCUCAGCGUAGAAGAAGAAGGAAAACCGGCGACGCUGAACUCCAAAGACGAAGAAGACUGUUUGUUAUGAACUUCACAGUAGCUAGUAGCUCGAUGGUUUUAUGACAUGUACUCCAACAAGUUUGGCCGCCUCAUGUUAGGGCUGCACUGCCUUAAAACAACCGCUGUUUGCGGCCUGGUCCAGAGGGCCGCAGGUCGAAGCGGGUUCAGCUGGACUGCGGUGUGUAAACAGCGGACACUGUGGCUGCAGAGGAGCGCCUGUCGGGAGAUAGAGCGACGCGCUGUGCUCCGUCAUAACGGCGUUCGGUCAGCCUCUCACAGCACUGUGGACCCUGAUGAACUGAGGAAGUUCCAGUCGUUGGCCAACAAGUGGUGGGAUGAACAGGGAGAAUUUGCAGCUCUUCACGCCAUGAACGACCUGAGGGUGCCUUUUAUACGGGAUAACCUGCUGAAUGUGCACAGAGCACGCCAUCCCGGGAAGCCACUCGCAGGACUGAAGAUCCUGGAUGUCGGCUGUGGAGGAGGCCUGCUCACAGAGCCCCUGGGUCGUCUGGGAGCUAAAGUUUUGGGUAUAGAUCCAGUGGAAAACAGCAUUGGCACCGCCCAGCUGCAUUCGUCCUUUGACCCGGACCUAUGUGAGCGGGUGUCCUACCAGGUGUGCACCCUGGAAGAGCUCUCAGGAGGAGAGGAUGAAGGAGCGGGACACUUUGACGCUGUGGUGGCGUCUGAGGUUGUGGAACAUCUGGCUGACCUGGAAACGUUCGCCUUCUGCUGCAGCCAAGUGCUAAAGCCAGGUGGCUCACUCUUCAUCACGACUAUAAAUAAAACCAACCUGUCCUACGUGUUGGGCAUUGUUGUAGCGGAGCAGCUGCUGCGCAUCGUGCCCAACGGGACCCACGACUGGGAGAAGUUUGUCAGCCCGGUAGACCUGGAGUGCCUCCUGGAGUCUCAUGGUUUCUCGGUGCAGUCUGUCAAAGGAAUGCUGUACAACCCCCUGUCGGGAGCCUGGAGCUGGACCGACAGCACUGCCAUCAACUACGCCCUCCACGCUGUCAAAGUGAGAAAACAGGCUGAGGACAGCAGCCUCCACCCAGAGGACCACACCAUAGAAACUCGCAGCUGAGCCACGCCACUUGAGAAGAAAUCCAAAAAUGAGAAAUAAUAACUCAGACGCGAGCGGCCCUGACAUCCUGUUGGCCAGCUGUGACGCAGCACAUGAGACUGAGUUUAUUCAAGGAAAGGGACAAACUGCCUGCAGAUAGAAUUAGAGAUGUGCUGCAUUUGGCAGAUCUAUUGAUGCUGCGCUGUGCUGCGUGAGUGCUGAAUACAUGCCUAGUGUUUGAUAAGCUGUGUAAAGCAACGGUGCAUCCUUUAAUUGUGUAAUCAUUUUCAGCAUAUGCUGUUCUGCGUCAGUGUGGUGUUUGAGGCUGAAUAGUUAAAGGUUUGCAACAUCCUCCAUUAAAACUGACCUCACAUCA
This is a messenger RNA of Oreochromis niloticus (Nile tilapia), 1570 nucleotides long. RefSeq names its product coenzyme Q3 methyltransferase (gene coq3). The transcript is spliced from 6 exons. Gene Ontology annotation, cellular component: mitochondrion. Gene Ontology annotation, molecular function: 3-demethylubiquinol 3-O-methyltransferase activity; polyprenyldihydroxybenzoate methyltransferase activity. The record is from RefSeq and is a predicted model, not a curated record. Gene Ontology annotation, biological process: ubiquinone biosynthetic process. Bases 199 to 1215 code for a protein of 338 amino acids. NCBI's taxonomy places the organism in Eukaryota, Metazoa, Chordata, Actinopteri, Cichliformes, Cichlidae.